CACACAACUCUUUUUUGGAUCAGCGCCAUGUUCUCUCCUCUCUCUCUCUCCUACGCCGCACGCAAACGCAAAUCGCAUCACGAUUCACGCAUCGCACGGUCGAUUUUAUCCUCCUGCGCCGCCGGAUCGCUCGCCGUCAGCGCCGCCCGAUCCGGAUCGUGCGGCCUCGAACUCGUCAGUGAACUCUGUAACAAACAUUCUACUAGUAGUAAAGCGAGCGAAUUGUCAGGAAAAAAAAGUGGGUGAUUUUUCUUAGCGAAAAGCGGGGGAGAACGGACGCCGGCGCGGCGCGUAGCUGGUUGUCCCGUGGCGCGCCGCGAACGGAUCGGCCCCCUAUAUCUUGGUGUCCUCCUCCCCGGCCAGUGAUCCACCAGAGACGCAACGCGACCCACCACGACGCGACGAUGGCCAGCCACGCCGUCACCGAUGCGCUCCUCCUGCCGCGCUCCGAGGGCGCCGUCGCCGGGGCCGUCGACUUCCGCGGCCGCCCGGCCUCCCGCGCCUCCACCGGCCGCUGGUCCGCCGCAAUGUUCGUCCUCGGGGUGGAGAUCGCGGAGAGGUUCGCGUACCACGGCGUGUCGGCGAACCUGAUCAGCUACCUGACGGGACCGCUGGGGGAGUCGACGGCGGGGGCGGCGGCGGCGAUCAACCUGUGGAGCGGCGUCGCGACGAUGCUGCCGCUGCUGGUCGCCUGCGUCGCCGACGCCUGGCUCGGCCGCUACCGCACCAUCGUGCUCGCCUCCCUCCUCUUCGUCGUGAGCAUGGGGAUGUUAACCCUCUCGUCGGCGCUCCCGGCGUUCCACGGCGACGGCGGCGGCUGCAGCUACACCUCCAAGUCGCUGUCCUGCGCUCCCUCCACCGCGCAGGUGGCCAUCUUCUACGUGUCGCUGUACCUGGUGGCGCUCGCCGAGGCCGGGCACAAGCCGUGCGCGCAGGCGUUCGGCGCCGACCAGUUCGACCAGAACGACGCCAAGGAGUCCGUCUCCAGGAGCUCCUUCUUCAACUGGUGGUACUUCGGCAUGUGCUCCGGCACCGCCAUGACCACCAUGGUGUCCUCCUACAUCCAGGACAACAUCGGCUGGGGCCUCGGCUUCGGCAUCCCCUGCCUCGUCAUGGCGUUCGCCCUCGCCAUGUUCUUGCUCGGGACAAGGAACUACCGCUACUACGUCUCCACCCAGUCCAGCCCCUUCGCUCGCCUCGCCAGAGCGUUCGUCGCGCUCAUCAGAGGAUCCAAAGACGACGCUCUUGCCGUCGUGGACGAUGACGACGGCGGCGACCACCGAGAGGAGCUGAGAGGCGUGCUGCGGCUGUUCCCGAUAUGGGCGACGUGCAUCAUCUACGCGGUGAUCUUCUCCCAGUCGUCGACGUUCUUCACGAAGCAGGCGGCGACGCUGGACCGGCGGAUCGGCGAGAGCUUCAGGGUGCCGCCGGCGGCGCUGCAGACGUUCAUCAGCGUCACCAUCAUCGCCUUCAUCCCGGUGUACGACCGGGCGUUCGUGCCCGUGGCGCGGCGGUUCACGCGCGCGUCCUCGGGGAUCACCAUGCUGCAGCGGAUCGGCACGGGCCUCGUGCUGGCGCUCGCCGCCAUGGUCGUCGCGGCGCUGGUGGAGGCGAGGCGGCUCGGCGUCGCCAGGGACGCCGGCAUGGUGGACGACCCCAAGGCGGCGCUGCCGAUGAGCCUGUGGUGGAUGGUGCCGCAGUACGUGCUGUUCGGGCUCUCCGACGUGUUCGCCAUGAUCGGCCUCCAGGAGUUCUUCUACGACCAGGUCCCCGACGCGCUGCGCAGCCUGGGGCUCGCCUUCUUCCUCAGCAUAUUCGGGGUGGGUCACUUCUUCAGCAGCUUCAUCAUCUCCGCCAUUGACGGCGCCACCAAGAAGAGCGGGGCGAGCUGGUUCGCCAACAACCUCAACCGCGCCCACCUCGACUACUUCUACUGGCUCCUCGCCGGCCUCUGCGCCGUCGAGCUCGUCGCGUUCGUGUUCGUGUCGCGCGUUUACGUGUAUAAGAAGAGGGUUCCUCACAACGGUUGUGAUGUCAUGUAGAAGUAGAGGUUAGCUAGCUAAUUCUUGUGCAUGUUCUUGUGAAAUCUGAAAAUGUUUGUACAGGUGAUUAAAUCCUAGAAAGUGAAUAAAACCUUGAUACUUAAGCUCUGA
Molecule: messenger RNA, 2153 nt
Organism: Oryza sativa Japonica Group (Japanese rice)
Lineage: Eukaryota; Viridiplantae; Streptophyta; Magnoliopsida; Poales; Poaceae
Product: protein NRT1/ PTR FAMILY 5.10
Biological process (GO): transmembrane transport; dipeptide transport
Cellular component (GO): membrane
Molecular function (GO): dipeptide transmembrane transporter activity; tripeptide transmembrane transporter activity
Source: RefSeq, a predicted model, not a curated record